AUCACCACUCCUGUCAUUCGUUACGCCGCGGUGUGAUUGUUUACAUUUCAUUUCCCCCAGAUUGGUGCCGGACAACAACACAGCCGCGGACGGAUAGUAAUCGCUAGACGCAGAAACAAUGCUGCUCACAAGGUGUGGUACAUCCGCCACCGCCAUCCACACCGUUCGCCAGCGAUGGCAGGCUGCGUUUCCAGCCCUGGCAGUGAAACCCGCGACCCGAUGGUUACAUCAAACCAGCCCAGCGCACAGCCCCUUCACGAUAGCGCCCCUGCCGGAGCGUAAGUUUGUGCGCGUACAAGGAUCCGACGCGGUCAGCUUUCUGCAGGGACUGAUGACGAACGAUAUGCGACACCUCGAGCACAGCAGCACGGUGUACGCAAUGUUUCUCAAGGCGAAUGGGCGCGUUUUCUGUGAUACAAUCAUCUACAAGCGGCCCGGGGCUGAACCGGCCGACUAUUUGCUCGAGUGCGAUGCGGCCGUUGCGCCGCGGCUCGAGAAACACUUGAAGCUGUACCGGCUGCGCAAGAAGGUGCAGGUGGAGCAGGACGCCACCUACCGGGUGUGGGCCGCCUUCAAGGAGGCCGUGCAGGAGGAAGAGGAGAUGCCGGCUGCAAGCGAUCUCGCCUGUCCGGAGGGUCGGUUACACGUGUUCAAAGAUCCUCGACUGCCGCGGCUCGGCUAUCGGGUGCUUACCGACGAGCAGGAGCCGAAUGAAUGCAAAACGCGACUGAAGCGUAUCUUUCCGGAGGCGGAGACGGUCGCCGACUCGGCGCUACCGUACACGGCGUUCCGGUAUUCGCUCGGUGUCGGCGAGGGAGAGACAAACCUGCCGGACGGUAAAUGCUUCCCGCUCGAGUGUAACUGCGAUCUGCUGCACGGUGUCAGCUUCCACAAGGGCUGCUACAUCGGCCAGGAGCUGACGGCACGCACGUACCACACGGGGGUGAUACGCAAGCGGCUCAUGCCGCUGGAGCUGGACGCACCGCACCGGCUUGCCGACUGUGAUCCGGAAGCGCUGCGCGAUGCGGAAAUUAAAAACGAGGAGGGCGGCGCCGUCGGAAAGUUGCGCGGGCUGGCCGGUAACCGUGCCCUCGGGUUGCUUCGCAUCGAGAAGGUGCUGCCGGAGGGGAAACCGCUAACGAUCAACGUUGCCGGCGAAUCCGUCGUGCGCUGUCGCACAAACAAACCCGCCUGGUGGCCGAAGGAAAUGAAUGCACGCCCUUAGUGGGCCUUUUUCUUUUGUUGUGUACCAAGCCCAUCGAGCAUCAUUUCUUUUUUCUCUCUCUCUCCUCCUCUCUCCUAUCUUCCCUUGCAUCACAAACCCCGCACCUCGCUCACAUGCAGCAAAACCAUGGCAACAACGUCCGCGCCCAGUAGUACGGUGGGACGGGAAAGCGCCGCAUCUUCUGCCAGCGAACCGACGGCGCAUCCUUCGAUCCCCUUCCGGUGCGAGCUGUGCGGUUUGAGCGAGAGCUGCGAUUACCGGGGCCGUCGACCACCGUUUGCGAGCAAAAUCGAACUGCCCGAAGAGUGUUACGUAAUGCGCGAUCCGUUCGCGCCGCCACCCCAAGCCGUACCGGACAAACCGGCCAGCGAGCACUAUCUGCUGCUCGGUGCGGACUGCCACAGCUGCCGGCGCACCGUGUGCAAGGCGGGCGAGUGCAGCUUCUUCUACGGGGCCACCUUUUGCCGGCAGUGCAGCGUGCAGCGGGUGCAGGAUUUUCCGCUCGAAGUGCGGAGCAAAAUAAAAAAGCAGUUCUCAUAGCCGUA
Messenger RNA from Anopheles gambiae (African malaria mosquito), 1770 nucleotides. RefSeq names its product putative transferase CAF17 homolog, mitochondrial. Gene Ontology annotation, cellular component: mitochondrial matrix. Lineage: Eukaryota; Metazoa; Arthropoda; Insecta; Diptera; Culicidae. Gene Ontology annotation, molecular function: protein binding. The coding region runs from base 119 to 1225 and encodes 368 amino acids. The transcript is spliced from 2 exons. The record is from RefSeq and is a predicted model, not a curated record.